GGACACGCCAUCAAGUGUUACCAAUGUCGGUCACCAAAGAGUUGGGAUGACUGUGUUCCUGGAAACGAUACGGCAUGCCCUUUGCCCACACUUGACAGUUGCUCGAAAGUCAAAAUAGUAUUAGAAAACGAGGAAGGCAAAAACGUCAGCGCUUUCGUCAAAUCAUGUGCUGAAAAAAAGAGUUGCAACGAGGACAGCUGCAAGUCUGCCGCACAGGCUCUGGGUAUGCAGUUCAAAGAUUGCGAUGUCAACUGUUGCGACACCGACCUGUGCAAUGGAGCCAACGUAACGAUGGUCCAACCUCCUUCCCAGGGAAAAGCCCUGGGAACGAGGUUGACGAUGGUCAGCAGCUUCCUGUUCUUGGCAUGCGUUCUAGUAGCUAAUUUCCGUUAA
This is a messenger RNA of Porites lobata, 393 nucleotides long. The record is from the annotation of a GenBank genome assembly. Lineage: Eukaryota; Metazoa; Cnidaria; Anthozoa; Scleractinia; Poritidae.